AUGUCACUGGGAUAUGUCACUGGGAUCCGUCACUGGGAUAUGUCACUGGGAUCUGUCACUGGGAUCCGUCACUGGGAUCCGUCACUGGGAUCCGUCACUGGGAUCCGUCACUGGGAUCCGUCACUGGGAUCCGUCACUGGGAUCCGUCACUGGGAUCCGUCACUGGGAUCCGUCACUGGGAUAUGUCUCUGGGAUCUGUCACUGGGAUCUGUCACUGGGAUCUGUCACUGGGAUCUGUCACUGGGAUCUGUCACUGGGAUCCGUCACUGGGAUCCGUCACUGGGAUCUGUCACCGGGAUAUGUCACUGGGAUCCGUCACUGGGAUCUGUCACUGGGAUCUGUCACUGGGAUAUGUCACUGGGAUCCGUCACUGGGAUCCGUCACUGGGAUCCGUCACUGGGAUCCGUCACUGGGAUCCGUCACUGGGAUCCGUCACUGGGAUCCGUCACUGGGAUCCGUCACUGGGAUCCGUCACUGGGAUCCGUCACUGGGAUCCGUCACUGGGAUCCGUCACUGGGAUAUGUCACUGGGAUCCGUCACUGGGAUCCGUCACUGGGAUCUGUCACUGGGAUAUGUCACUGGGUUCCGUCACUGGGAUCUGUCACUGGGAUCCGUCACUGGGAUAUGUCACUGGGAUCUGUCACUGGGAUCCGUCACUGGGAUCCGUCACUGGGAUCUGUCACUGGGAUAUGUCACUGGGAUAUGUCACUGGGUUCCGUCACUGGGAUCUGUCACUGGGAUAUGUCACUGGGAUCUGUCACUGGGAUCCGUCACUGGGAUAUGUCACUGGGAUCUGUCACUGGGAUCCGUCACUGGGAUCCGUCACUGGGAUCCGUCACUGGGAUCCGUCACUGGGAUCCGUCACUGGGAUCCGUCACUGGGAUCCGUCACUGGGAUCCGUCACUGGGAUCCGUCACUGGGAUCCGUCACUGGGAUCUGUCACUGGGAUCCGUCACUGGGAUCUGUCACUGGGAUCCGUCACUGGGAUCCGUCACUGGGAUUGAUCCGUCACUGGGAUUGAUCCGUCACUGGGAUCUGUCACUGGGAUCCGUCACUGGGAUCUGUCACUGGGAUCCGUCACUGGGAUAUGUCACUGGGAUCUGUCACUGGGAUCGAUCCGUCACUGGGAUCUGUCACUGGGAUACGUCACUGGGAUCUGUCACUGGGAUCCGUCACUGGGAUCUGUCACUGGGAUAUGUCACUGGGAUCCGUCACUGGGAUCUGUCACUGGGAUCCGUCACUGGGAUCUGUCACUGGGAUCUGUCACUGGGAUAUGUCACUGGGAUCCGUCAUUGGGAUCUGUCACUGGGAUAUGUCACUGGGAUCUGUCACUGGGAUCCGUCACUGGGAUCCGUCACUGGGAUCCGUCACUGGGAUCCGUCACUGGGAUAUGUCACUGGGAUCCGUCACUGGGAUCCGUCACUGGGAUCUGUCACUGGGAUCCGUCACUGGGAUCCGUCACUGGGAUUGAUCCGUCACUGGGAUCUGUCACUGGGAUCCGUCACUGGGAUCUGUCACUGGGAUACGUCACUGGGAUCUGUCACUGGGAUCCGUCACUGGGAUCUGUCACUGGGAUAUGUCACUGGGAUCCGUCACUGGGAUCUGUCACUGGGAUCCGUCACUGGGAUCUGUCACUGGGAUAUGUCACUGGGAUCCGUCAUUGGGAUCUGUCACUGGGAUAUGUCACUGGGAUAUCUCACUGGGAUCUGUCACUGGGAUCCGUCACUGGGAUCCGUCACUGGGAUCCGUCACUGGGAUCCGUCACUGGGAUCCGUCACUGGGAUAUGUCACUGGGAUCCGUCACUGGGAUCCGUCACUGGGAUCCGUCACUGGGAUCCGUCACUGGGAUUGAUCCGUCACUGGGAUCUGUCACUGGGAUCCGUCACUGGGAUCUGUCACUGGGAUCCGUCACUGGGAUAUGUCACUGGGAUCUGUCACUGGGAUCCGUCACUGGGAUCUGUCACUGGGAUAUGUCACUGGGAUCUGUCACUGGGAUCCGUCACUGGGAUCCGUCACUGGGAUCCGUCACUGGGAUCCGUCACUGGGAUCCGUCACUGGGAUCCGUCACUGGGAUCCGUCACUGGGAUUGAUCCGUCACUGGGAUCUGUCACUGGGAUCUGUCACUGGGAUCGAUCCGUCACUGGGAUCUGUCACUGGGAUCCGUCACUGGGAUCCGUCACUGGGAUCGGUCACUGGGAUCUGUCACUGGGAUCUGUCACUGGGAUCUGUCACUGGGAUCCGUCACUGGGAUCUGUCACUGGGAUCCGUCACUGGGAUCCGUCACUGGGAUCUGUCACUGGGAUAUGUCACUGGGAUCUGUCACUGGGAUCUGUCACUGGGAUCCGUCACUGGGAUCCGUCACUGGGAUCCGUCACUGGGAUCUGUCACUGGGAUAUGUCACUGGGAUAUGUCACUGGGAUAUGUCACUGGGUUCCGUCACUGGGAUCUGUCACUGGGAUAUGUCACUGGGAUGUCACUGGGAUAUGUCACUGGGUUCCGUCACUGGGAUCUGUCACUGGGAUCUGUCACUGGGAUCCGUCACUGGGAUCUGUCACUGGGAUCCGUCACUGGGAUCUGUCACUGGGAUAUGUCACUGGGAUAUGUUAUUUCACUGGGAUAUGUCACUGGGUUCCGUCACUGGGAUCUGUCACUGGGAUCUGUCACUGGGAUCCGUCACUGGGAUCUGUCACUGGGAUAUGUCACUGGGAUCCGUCACUGGGAUCUGUCACUGGGAUCCGUCACUGGGAUCUGUCACUGGGAUCCGUCACUGGGAUAUGUCACUGGGAUCUGUCACUGGGAUCCGUCACUGGGAUCCGUCACUGGGAUCCGUCACUGGGAUCCGUCACUGGGAUCCGUCACUGGGAUAUGUCACUGGGAUCUGUCACUGGGAUCUGUCACUGGGAUCCGUCACUGGGAUCUGUCACUGGGAUCCGUCACUGGGAUAUGUCACUGGGAUCUGUCACUGGGAUCCGUCACUGGGAUCCGUCACUGGGAUCUGUCACUGGGAUAUGUCACUGGGAUCCGUCACUGGGAUCGAUCCGUCACUGGGAUCUAUCACUGGGAUCCGUCACUGGGAUAUGUCACUGGGAUCCGUCACUGGGAUCGAUCCGUCACUGGGAUCGAUCCGUCACUGGGAUCCGUCACUGGGAUCUGUGGAGACAGCAGAGCCAAAGUGACCUGAGUCCACACUGCUGCAUCUCACUGUUCUCCGAGCCUUCUGUGUGUCUGACACCUGCUCUGGUUGGUCGGUUUGGUGAGCGGUGUUGUCAUGGUUACAGCGACAGCAGCCAUCUUGAGAGCAUGGAAUAA
Molecule: messenger RNA, 3309 nt
Organism: Knipowitschia caucasica
Lineage: Eukaryota; Metazoa; Chordata; Actinopteri; Gobiiformes; Gobiidae
Source: the annotation of a GenBank genome assembly